AUCACAGGCACACACCUCCCUCAGUGCCGCCUCAUCCACCCCUCCCCUCACUGCCACACCCUGCCAUUAUGUCUUCCCAGCGAUGCUUCCGCGCUGCCCUGACCACCGGUGGAGUCCUGAGGAACGUCUGCCGCCCUGCACUGCUCACAGCUUCGGCGAGGCCAGUUAACUGCAUCGCUCAGAAGAGAGGCGUGAGUCUUGCCGCUGCAGCUUACCAGCAGGCCGCCGCCCGCCAACACGAGACUCCAGCUUGUACCGUUGCAUCUGCAGUUGUUCGGAAGGACAUUCUGACGGUGAAGUUUGGAGACGGCACUGAGGGUCAGUUACCCUUCGUAUGGCUGCGGGACAACUGCCAGUGUCCUCAGUGCUUCAGCGUCGAGGCCCUGGGCAGGAAGCUCCUCAUGGACGACCUUGACAUUGAUGUUCAUCCGACCAAAGUUCAGGAAAGCGAGAAUGGACUGACGGUGGAGUGGAGUGAUGGCCACAUAGGCGAGUAUCCCUCCCAGUGGCUCAAAGACAGAGCCUUCACGCCCACCUCCCGCGCCAUGCACAAGAUGAGAUACGCGGUUCGAAAGGAAGCGUGGGGCGCCGAACACACCAUGAAGGAGUACGACUAUAGAAUACUGAUGGCUGACGACCGUGAGCUGCUGGACUGGCUGCUUACCAUGGAGCGCAAAGGAUCAGCCAUGGUGAGGAAUACACCGGAGAAAGAUAUAGCAGGACCGGAGCUCAUCGAGCACAUUGCCUACGUCAAGCAGUCCCACUACGGGCCACACUCGCCCGUCAUCAACCGUCCCAACACCAACAACGUGGCCUUCACCAACGCCAAGCUGGGCAUGCACAACGACCUGCCGCAGUACGAACACAUGCCCGGGAUCAUCUUCAUCCAAUGCGUGGCGCAGCACCCCGGCGCCGGCGGGGAGAGCAUCGUCACUGACGGACUGUUUGCCGCCGAGGAGCUGCGCAGGAACCACCCAGAGGACUUCAAGAUCCUCUCCUCCACCGACAUGUACUUCUGGGACAAGGGGCACGCCAACUACAGCUGGGAGAUGCCCGAGUUUUACAAGAUUGCAAAGUUCCCGGUCAUCAGAGUUAACGGCAACAACGAGGUGGUGCAGAUCGCCGUUAACAACGCCAUUCGCGACUCCCACAUGGACCUUCCCCCACAGGAGGUCAAGAAAUACUACGCUGCCUACAAGCGCUUCCACAACAUACUGUACGCCAACGCCAUGACCUUCAAGAUGGAGCAGGGUGACAUGAUGACCCUGGACAACGUGCGGUGCCUGCACGGCCGUGAGGGCUACGAAGCCAACAGUGAGCGCCACAUCGAGUCCUCCUACCUCGACUGGGACGAGGCUCGCUGCCGCCGACGCCGCCUUCAGGAGAAGUUUGGGUGCUGAAUAUGAAGGUUUCAAAUUUUGUAGCUGUUUGUUCCAGUAGAUGUUGUGCAGUAGAACAUGUGUUUUGAGUGUCAAGAGGGAUGGGAUCAGUAUCACGGGAAGAGGUGUAACGACUUGGGAUGGUUGUUAAUACAGUAUUCAUGGUGCAGGAGAGGGAGCCAUCAACUGUGCAGUAAUUAGCUAGAUGACCCAGUGUGUGAAUCGUAUGUUAUCAACUUCUUUUUCCUUUCCUUUAUAUAACUAUCAAAUCAUAGAUUUGUUGAGGUACAUCUUCCACAUCACUCUAUUUAUGCAUACAUUGUGCUGUUUUUUCUCGCUGAAGAUAACGAGCCAGUGCAUUGCAGCGGCUGCCUCUAGCAUCAUCAUUUCUGAAGGUCACAUAUAACUUGCCUAUAUGUAUGUGUGUGUGUGUGUGUGUGUGUGUGUGUGUGUGUGUGUGUGUGUGUGUGUGUGUGAGA
This is a messenger RNA of Portunus trituberculatus (swimming crab), 1858 nucleotides long. RefSeq names its product gamma-butyrobetaine dioxygenase-like. NCBI's taxonomy places the organism in Eukaryota, Metazoa, Arthropoda, Malacostraca, Decapoda, Portunidae. Gene Ontology annotation, molecular function: oxidoreductase activity. The coding region runs from base 69 to 1400 and encodes 443 amino acids. Gene Ontology annotation, biological process: carnitine biosynthetic process. The record is from RefSeq and is a predicted model, not a curated record. The transcript is spliced from 9 exons. Gene Ontology annotation, cellular component: mitochondrion.